AAAGAAAAGGACACCACUCUCUCAUCACUGCACCCAAACCCAUCUCUAUUAUCUGUUCAUCAUUCAUCGUUCAUUCCUUUUUCUCUCCGCAGGAUGAAGAAAAGAUCCAUAUCAACCCUCUAUAAGGCACUUCCCGAUCUCUGCAAUCGCGAACUCGGCCACCUACCACCUAGAAAUUUCGUUCAUCGUCUCGCUGCCUCCGAGGAUCUUGUGCUUCGGCUUGAUGUGCUAAGGAAGCUGGAAAAGCACAGAGGUUGUGUGAACACUGUGAGCUUCAAUGCAGAUGGUGACAUUCUGGUGUCGGGUUCUGAUGACAGGAGGGUUAUUCUCUGGGACUGGGAAACUGGUCGAAUUAGACUCUCUUUCCAUUCUGGUCACAGUAACAAUGUUUUCCAGGCAAAGAUCAUGCCUCAUUCCGAUGAUCAAAGCAUCGUCACCUGUGCUGCUGAUGGACAGGUGAGGCAUGCUCAAAUUCUUGAAAAUGGAGGAGUUGAAACUAAGUUACUGGCCAAGCAUCAAGGAAGGGCUCAUAAAUUGGCUAUUGAGCCAGGUAGCCCUCAUAUAUUUUAUACCUGUGGUGAAGAUGGAUUGGUACAGCAUUUUGAUCUGAGAACUGGGGUUGCAACAGAACUUUUUACGUGCCAACCAAUUAAAGACAGAUGGAAUUACAUGCCAGUCAUCCAUCUUAAUGCAAUUGCAAUUGAUCCAAGGAACCCAAAUUUCUUUGCGGUUGCUGGGUCUGAUGAGUAUGCUCGACUUUAUGAUAUUCGCAAGUACAAGUGGGAUGGAUCAACUGAUUUUGGUCAACCAACUGACUUCUUUUGCCCUCCACACUUGAUUGGCGAUGAGCGGGUUGGAAUAACAGGCUUGGCCUUUUCUGAACAAAGAGAGCUGCUUGUGUCAUACAAUGAUGAGUUUAUUUACCUAUUUACACAAGAUAUGGGUUUGGGACCAAACCCUGCUCCUGGGUCCCCUAAAUCUAUGAGCAGUGAUUCAAGUGAAAUAGGAGGUAGUCAUUGUUCUGUGGCAUCUCCAUCAAACAUGGAUGCUGAUGAGAAAAUCACCCCACAAGUUUUUAAGGGACACAGGAAUCGUGAGACAGUGAAGGGUGUUAACUUUUUUGGACCUAAAUGUGAGUAUGUAGUGAGUGGGUCUGACUGUGGUCGGAUUUUCAUAUGGAAAAAGAAAGGUGGUCAGCUUGUUCGUGUCAUGGAAGCAGAUAAGCAUGUUGUGAACUGCAUUGAGUCUCAUCCUCAUACAAUGGUUCUUGCAAGCAGUGGUAUUGAGCAUGACGUUAAGAUAUGGACUCCAAAGGCCCAUGAGAAAGCUACUUUGCCCAAAAAUAUUGAGCAGAAAAACUGUGUAUUGUGUGAUUCUGGACCAACUGGGUUGCACCUGAAAUUGGGUCGAACCAUGCACAUCCCAGUUCAGAAAACCCUUCACAGUCUCUCUAUGGGUCUGUUCCUUGCUCUCCAAGGUUGGAAACUUGGAAUUGAACUGAACUUGGUGAGCAAGAGUGCUACAUGGUUCUGUAAUACCCCUGCAUACCAUUGGUCCCAAAUGUGGUUCAUUUAUGACCCAAAAUGUUUGUAGUAGUGUUAUGAAAUGAGACCUUGUAGCAUAGGAUUUGAUGCCUUAAGGACAGCAACUCUGCUCAGCAGCCUUGGCUUCUACAUGUGCGAUUUGUGCUGCAUGCUUGAAGAGGACUUGGCGCUUGAAGGAGAUGAUGUGGGUAUCCGUUUUUAAAAAUAAGACCUAACUGAGGCUGGCCCUUAAAUGCACAGCAUCACUUAAAAGACUAAUUCAUAGAAUCUAGAAUUAGGAUUAUAAAACAUAUAUUUAUAUUUCUGAAUUAUGAAACUUCGAUUUUGUUAUUUUAUGACUUUAUGAAAGUAUUUUGGAAUUAUGUUAUUUUUGAAAUUUCAAUUUAUAUUUUAUUAAAUUUUAUUGCAUAUUAGUACAAUAGACGUUAAAUUGUUAUUGGUUAGUGAUCCAAUGGUAAGCAAAUUUCUUUUCGAAAAAGAGAACCAAAUAAAUAUACUCUCCUGUUCCUAAUGCCUGGAAAAGUUUUGUAUCCAUACCACAUACCAAAUCAUACAGCGUGCCAUGUAAAACAUUCUUUUUUCUCUCUUAUAAUCAUAUUAAUGGUAUCUCUUAGAUAAAAAUCACUUAAAUACGAGUAGCAAUAGACACAUGGGAGUGACAAUAGACAUUCUCCAAAAACAGUAUGGCAUCCAAAGACCCAAAGGACGAAGUCUAGUUUACACAAAGACCAAAAAAGGUCCACAACCUGAACAACAUAGAAGUGUACCACACAGAUGAAAAGACAGGUACCGGCAUGUAUAAAUGAGAACUAGCUCUGUAAUAGGCCAAGGUGAUUUCAGUUAUUUCCAGGGCAACAUUCAAUAAUUUUGGCAGAGGAAUGUGUGCUAGAAAACUUCUGAACAUGCACUGGCUUAGUGGGUUGGAAUGGUUAACAUUUGGAUGAUGUGGUAAGCUUUAUAUGCCUGCCAUAUCAUUAUAAGGCUGAGUGAUUUGUCUGGAAAAUGGGUUAAAUAAACUGAUAUAAGUCAGAGGCUUGAAUAUGCUGCCCCGAGGGGAAUUGAGUGGGUACCCCAUUGGGUGCGUGUUGUGAAUGCAAAGCAUGAUAAAUAAUCUAUUCACCUGUGAUUGUAUGAAUGAGCAUUAUAUAUAUUUUUAAAUAUAUAUCUACCUAAAAGUAUUUACAACUGCUUUUAAAAACAUAUAAUAAAAGAAACAAAAUAUGAUAUGCUAAUCUAGGAAAGUCGUAGGAGAACCUGAUUUUAACACCAAUACUGGCUGUUAUUGUUAAAUGAUAAAUCAGAGCAAGAUUGAUAUUUAUGUUACAUGAACUGUUUAAGCAGCAGAGGAACUAAUUUCUCUGCUGUCACUUCUUUGAAGAAGGUUCCCAUGUUUGAGCGAAUUCAUUGGUUUACGAUUGAUGGUGAUGAGGAGGAGGACGACGAGGAUGAUUAUGAAGAUGAUGAUAUGUUUGAUGAUGACUCUGAUGAUGAUAUGUCUGAUGAAGACGACGAUGAAGACGACGACAAUUGUGAUGAGGACAAUGAUGAUUAUUUCAAUGAUUAUAAUGAUGAUGGUGAUUAUGAGUAUGAUUGUGAUGGUGAUGACAACAAUAGUGUUGGUGAUGAUAAUAAUGAUGACAAUGACAACGACGAUAAUUUUGCUGGUGGUUGUAAUGAUGGAAAUUGAUGAAAAUUUUGUGUGUCCAACAGAAACCCAAGGCUAGGGGCUGGAUGUACCGGAUAGCUUCUCCUGAAGACCUGAUGUUGCAACUGUUUUCACUUCCAAGACGAAGGAUUCGGACAGAAAGUGGCGGCGAAAACUCAGCUGCUGGUCGAGACCUUCUAGAGUUGAUAUUGACAUUCAAUGCAAAUAGUGACAGUUCUAACGAUGAUGAUGAUGAUGAUGAUGAUGAUGGAGGAGAUACAACCAGCCAAGAGGACUUGUUCAGUUGAGAGUUUUCACAUCUUGGCCCUUCUAAAACAAUGGUACCAAUUGUAAAUAACUUAGAAUUAGUGAUAACUGUUUUGUGCAAUACUCCAUACUAUGUCUAAACUCUAAACAUUACUCCAUAUACCAUUGCCCUCAAUUUUGGAGGGCUUUGCUUUGUUUCUUUGCUUU
Messenger RNA from Abrus precatorius (Indian licorice), 3663 nucleotides. RefSeq names its product DDB1- and CUL4-associated factor 8. Gene Ontology annotation, cellular component: Cul4-RING E3 ubiquitin ligase complex; cytoplasm. The record is from RefSeq and is a predicted model, not a curated record. Gene Ontology annotation, molecular function: protein binding. Bases 94 to 1593 code for a protein of 499 amino acids. NCBI's taxonomy places the organism in Eukaryota, Viridiplantae, Streptophyta, Magnoliopsida, Fabales, Fabaceae. The transcript is spliced from 5 exons.